AUGGAACGGUACUUUCAGAGAAAGAGUUUAAAUCUUCCUUCAAAUAAUCUGGGUAGCUCAAAUCCUCCUUCGAAUCAUCUGUCUAGUUCCAACCCUCCUUCAAAUAAUCCGGUUAGUUCCAACCCUCCUUCAAAUAAUCCGGCUAGUUCAAAUCAACCUUCAAAUAAUCCGCCUACUGAGUUGGAUGAAAUAUUAGCUAAUCUUCCUGCAGACCCUGGCCUUAGACCUCCAAUGACUUAUUAUAAUCCCAAUUUUCGAGAACAAAUCCGAAGAGCCUAUCUGCAAAGGGGUCCUUGUCAGCCUAAAAGCCAAAACGAUAUGCCUCAAACACUUAUGGGGGAGAGUAAUCGACGUUUUCUUGUGAAAUGGUUUGAUUCAUUUGUUUGGUUAGAGUAUAGUAAAGAGAAAGAUGCUGCAUUUUGUCUUCAUUGUUAUCUUUUUAAAUGCGACUUUGAUAAACAAGGAAAGGCUGGAAGCGAUGUCUUCACUGAGAAAGGGUUUAAAAAUUGGAGGAAGGGACUUGAGAAUUUUAGGGACCAUGUUGGACAAGUUGGAAGCCUUCACAAUAAAGCUACACAACAUUGUAUAGAUUUAAUGAAUCAGAAGCAACACGUUGAAACCAUUGUGAUCAAGCAGACAGACCAAGCUCGUGUUAAUUAUCGCAUUCUAUUAACUGCCGCACUUGAUUGCACUAGAUAUUUAUUACGACAAGGUCUUCCUUUUCGUGGCCAUGAUGAAAGUGAAACAUCUAGCAAUAAAGGUAAUUAUGUGGAGCUUUUGCAAUUUCUUGCCGAUCAUGAUGAGAAAGUUCGUGCCGUUGUGUUUGAGAAUGCUCCAGGGAAUCUCAAGUAUAUUGCUCCUAACAUUCAAAAAGAACUUGUCAAUUCUUGUGCUAUUGAAACCAUUGAUGCAAUUAUUAGGGAUAUAGACGAUGCAUUCUUUUCUAUAUUGGUAGAUGAAUCACGUGAUGUUUCAAUAAGAGAGCAAAUGGCGGUGGUGUUGCGUUAUGUGAACAAAAAAGGGCAAGUUAUUGAAAGGUUUGUGGGUGUCCAAUAUGUCUCUGAUACGACUAGUAGCAAAUUGAAAGAGGCAAUUGAGCAGUUGAUUUCUUCAACAAAUUUGAGCAUGUCCAGGCUACGAGGACAAGGGUAUGAUGGAGCUAGUAAUAUGAGAGGUGAGCUCAAUGGUCUUAAAACACAGAUUUUGAGAGAAUAUCCUCAAGCAUAUUAUGUCCAUUGUUUUGCACAUCAACUACAACUAGCUCUUGUAGCCGUGGCAAAGGGUAAUGAAAAUAUUGCUACUUUCUUCACAACGGCUAGUAGUGUUGUUAACAUUAUUGGAGCAUCGUGUAAGCGUCGUGAUGCACUUAGAGAGCAACAACAAAAAGAUAUUAUGAAAGCUCUUGAAAUUGAUGAUCUUGAAACAGGGCAAGGGUUAAAUCAAGAGACUACUCUCAAACGUCCUUGUGAUACACGUUGGAACUCACAUUAUGAUACUUUACUGAGUAUUAAUACUAUGUUUCACCCCGUGGUGAAGGUGCUUGAAUGGAUUGUUGAUGAUGUCAACCAAGAUAAUUUAGGUGAAGCAAAUAGGUUAUUGAAAGAAAUACAAACUUUUGACUUUGUGUUUCACCUAUAUUUGAUGAGAUUUAUAUUGGGAAUCACAAAUGAUUUGUCAAAGGCAUUACAAAAGAAAGAUCAAGAUAUUGUGAAUGCAAUGAUGUUGGUCCAAAGAUGUAAGCAAAAGCUACAAUCUAUGAGGGAUGAUGACUUUGAUGAUCUGCUUGGCAAAGUAUCAAUAUUUUGUGGCAACAAUGAUAUUGAUGUUCCUAACAUGGAUGAUUUAUUUGUACCACAAGGGAGAUCACGUCGUAAAGCUCAGAAAAUCACAAACCGCCAUUAUUAUCGUGUGGAUCUAUUUUUUACUAUCAUUGAUAAGCAACUAGUGGAAUUGAAUAAUCGCUUCACUGAGAGCAACACUGUGUUUUCAUCAUUGAAAGGAAUUACUGAUCUGGCAGAAAAAUUGGUGAAUACAGGAAGGAGUAGAAUAUACAACUAUGUAUAUUUACUUCUUACAUUGGCUUUAGUUUUACCCGUUGCAACAGCUUCAGUUGAGAGAGCUUUUUCAGCUAUGAAUAUUGUGAAAACACCAUUGCGUAACAAAAUAGGGAAUCAAUGGUUGAGUGAUAGCUUGGUUGUUUACAUUGAGAAAGAUCUUUUGAAAAUUGCACCUCUGCUGAAAAAUUCCUGGAUCCGCCGCUGCCUAGGAGCACAAGCUGCUGGAAGAAAAGCCAACGUCCUUUUCAAUUUGACCAGCACCUUCACCAAAAUUGCCUCUAUAAGUUCUCAUAGGAAAAUAAGGAGAGAAAGCGAAGUGGAGGCGUUGCCAAGAAUGAAGGUUACUAGAAGGCUUAGUUGCAGGAAAGCGUUGGGGCGCUAA
This is a messenger RNA of Prunus armeniaca (apricot), 2439 nucleotides long. The record is from the annotation of a GenBank genome assembly. Lineage: Eukaryota; Viridiplantae; Streptophyta; Magnoliopsida; Rosales; Rosaceae.